AUGUCUGCCCCCAACGCCGCCAGGGUACUGCGCACCAGCGCCACCCGCUCCCUCCGCACCAACGCUUCCUCGGCCUCCCGGCCCCGCACCAUGGCCACCCGAUCCGGCGGCGCAUCCGCGGCCUCGGAGAGCUCCUUUGGAUGGUCCAGCAGGGUCGUGGCAGCUAGCACGCUCGCCAGUGCCUUUGCCACCGCCUACUACAUGCGAGCCAACGCAACGCCCAUCAUGCUCGAACCCAGGCCAUCCUUUUCCGACAGGCUCAAGGCAAAGAAGAGCAGCGGAGACGACAAGGGCGCCAAGGAUGUCAAGGAGACCAAGCCGGCAGAACCUGAACCUGCCAAGGAGACGCCCGACGCCAUCGAGGUGGCCGCCGAGGAGGUGACGGAGCAGGGCGAACAGCAGUCGGCCUACGACCCGGAAACGGGCGAGAUCAACUGGGACUGCCCCUGCCUCGGCGGCAUGGCCCACGGACCGUGCGGCGAGCAGUUCAAGGCCGCCUUUUCGUGCUUUGUCUACUCGGAAGAGGAGCCCAAGGGCAUCAACUGCGUCGACAAGUUCAAGGCCAUGCAGGACUGCUUCAGGGAGUAUCCGGAGAUCUACAAGGACGAGAUCGACGACGACGAGGCAGCGUCCCAGGAGGCCGAGGGCGGCGACGGCAAGGGCGCGUCCAAGGACGACAAGAAGAGCGACGACGGCGGCAAGGACGACGAGCCCAAGCGCGAGAGGAAUGCGGCGCUCGGCGGCGAGAAGAAGGAGGGCGGACCGGCACGAUCGGGCACCGCCACCACCGACGUCGACAACCGCGGCGGUCCCAACCCGGACAAGAUCGAGAAGGACGACCCGGAGAGGAGGAAGAGGGAGCACGACGUGUUCGCCAACCGCGCCGGCUCCGGAGCCACGCCGCGAGGAUGA
Messenger RNA from Pseudozyma flocculosa PF-1, 912 nucleotides. RefSeq lists its product as uncharacterized. Lineage: Eukaryota; Fungi; Basidiomycota; Ustilaginomycetes; Ustilaginales; Ustilaginaceae. The transcript is spliced from 2 exons. The record is from RefSeq and is a predicted model, not a curated record. Gene Ontology annotation, biological process: protein import into mitochondrial intermembrane space. Gene Ontology annotation, molecular function: protein-disulfide reductase activity. Gene Ontology annotation, cellular component: mitochondrial intermembrane space. The coding region runs from base 1 to 912 and encodes 303 amino acids.